Malus domestica (apple) is the source of this 1100-nucleotide messenger RNA. Its product is annotated as transcription factor IBH1-like. NCBI's taxonomy places the organism in Eukaryota, Viridiplantae, Streptophyta, Magnoliopsida, Rosales, Rosaceae. The record is from RefSeq and is a predicted model, not a curated record. Gene Ontology annotation, biological process: regulation of DNA-templated transcription.
UUAAAAGAAUUUGAUUCUUUACGAAGUAUUUGUAGCUCAAUAGAUUAGGAAUUUUAUUUUGAUGUUUGAAGUUUCGAGUUCGAAUUUCCUUUUGCAAUAUCAGUUGUAUUAUAAAAUAAAAAUAAAAUUUGAUUCCUGGUUCUCCUUACUCUUUAUACCCUCUCAGUUUCAACCCCUCUCUCGAAACACAAACACAACAUGCAUAGACAUUUGUGUCAGAACUUGAUUCUCCUUUUGUCCUUGUGAGCUUUAAGAACUAGAGGAUCCCUUGUGUCAGAAUAAAAUCUAUAUCUCCCAUCUCUUGUUAGUCUUUUUGGUCCAUCCCUAUAAGAGUAAAACCCUAUUCCACACCAUGAAUCCAAAGCGCUUGUCUUUAAGGCCUAAUUAUACCACGUUUAAAUCUAGGUUCGCAAAAGGGUUUCUUCAAGCCUUGAAGAGAAUAAAUACGCAAAGAUCUAUAUCAUCAACGAAUGUACUACCACCUUCUCCUAGGGAGAUGUGUAGAAGGUAUUUGAGUGUUAAGAAUGCUGCUGAUGCAUCCAUGGCUUCGGCUGUUGGGACUAGAAGAGCUUGGAGCCGCGCUUUGCUUACGAAGAUUAAUCGAAGCCACAAGGGUUCACGGAUUUUUAAUUGUUCAUCAAGAAGAACUGACAACAGUAAGAAGAUGAUGAUGAUGACAAUGAUGAAGAAGUGUGAUGACGGUGAUGAGGAGGAGGAGGAGAAGGAGGAGAAAGAGACUGGUAUUGUUUGCGAGGUGAACCAACUUCGAAAGUUCGUACCAGGUGGGGAAGCCAUGGAUAUUUGCAGCUUGUUAGACGAGGCUGCACAUUACAUCAAGUGUCUCAACACUCAGGUAAAAGUGAUGAGAAAGAUUGCAGAUAUCUGCUCUGCUGCUUGAUCAGUUAUAUAUAUGUGUGUGUGUGUUUCAUUAAUCAUGGAUUGAUUCUAUAAUAUAAUAAAGCGGGGUUGUUCCGUACUAGUUUUUCUCUCCUGAGAUUAUUACGUUUACUGUUGAUAUCUUUGAUUUCUAUGUAGACGUUUUGAUGUACGGUCUGAAGUAUAUCUAAUGAAUAUUGUUAUUUUUCAUAAAGGAAACUUUU